This is a messenger RNA of Cladophialophora immunda, 2509 nucleotides long. RefSeq lists its product as uncharacterized. The record is from RefSeq and is a predicted model, not a curated record. Gene Ontology annotation, molecular function: ubiquitin conjugating enzyme binding; zinc ion binding; ubiquitin protein ligase activity. Gene Ontology annotation, biological process: ubiquitin-dependent protein catabolic process; positive regulation of proteasomal ubiquitin-dependent protein catabolic process; protein polyubiquitination. The transcript has 2 exons. Bases 259 to 2145 code for a protein of 628 amino acids. Gene Ontology annotation, cellular component: cytoplasm; ubiquitin ligase complex. Lineage: Eukaryota; Fungi; Ascomycota; Eurotiomycetes; Chaetothyriales; Herpotrichiellaceae.
GUCGACUGCCAGCUGGCUUGCCACUAUUGGCCGCCUCAAUUGCAAAGGCUACACAUCCUGCCAGCAAAUCCAGAAAAUGUGACCCCUGCAGCACUCAGCACCGCGUGCUCGCCUACUGCCUCGUCAGUCCACGAGAGUGGGUGCCGCUUGCGCAUCCCAGUGAUUGGCUCUUGACACUACCUCGCGGCCCAAGGGCACUAACUCUUGGGGUUGGGUCAUCUGAAGUGGUUGUCGCAGAUUUAAGCAAAGAAGCCCGCCAUGGCCGGAGAAGAGGUGAAGAGGAGGAAGACUCAUCGACACAAACAUGGUGAUACUGGAAUGUCAAAAUCCCGCAAGCGGUCCGAGGAUGACAGUGCGACAUCAAAAUCACCCGCCACCCCCAAUGCCCCCACCGAUAUCGAUGCCGUCAGAAAAGCCAGACUCGCGUAUCUAGCCAAAUCUCCCGAAGAAAGACGAAAAGACAUGAAGUACGAGUAUGUGAAACGGACGAAGGCGUCGCAAGUAGACGAAGAGAAAGACAAGCGCCAAAAGCCUGCCCAAGUCCGACUUGUUGGCCGAGAGGAUCGAAAACCCGAGCGACGCUCCACAACGCGGACAGACAGCAAUCGAAGGGGCGCUGCGCAAGAUGACAGUGAAGACGAAUACGUCUAUACUAGGACCGAAAGAGCGUCGGGCGCAGGCACACACGCAGCGCAAACGGAAGCACCUCGCGCCCAGAGGACGAAAUCCCAAGGUCAAGCUACAAAAAAGACAGAAGUGACACGGAAACCGCCAGAACGACGGCACACGGAGCCAGCGAGAAGAAAGGAGGUUUAUGUCUUUGAAGAAGCGCCUUGCGAAGAAGUCGAACUGCAGCCGCCACCACGUCGACCGUCGGGCAUGGUGGAGAAAGCACAAAAGCCCGAAAUCAAGAGAAGUGUUACAACGGCAAAACCCAAGGCCGAAGCGGGCGUCGCAAAAUCUUCGGAGAGCACAGGAACGCCCAAGAAAGGAUCGGGUCUGUUGAACGGGCUCCUGCAGUCUAAGCCAGCGCCGCAAAGAAAAGUCUCCUGUCUAACUUGCGGUGACGAUGAGAUCCCAGUCGCGCAGUCUGCUCUACUCCCCUGCAAGCACCGCAUGUGCAAUACAUGCCUCAAGCGGAUUUUCAAGAUGUCCGUCAGCGAUCCUGCGCAUAUGCCGCCUCGGUGCUGUACGGAUCAGCACAUUGCCCUCAAGCAUGUCGAGAAGUUGUUCGAUGACAAGUUUAAGGUAUUGUGGAACCGCAAGUUUCAAGAAUACAAAACCAAGAAUCGAGUAUACUGUCCAGGUCGGAAAUGCGGCGCUUGGAUCAAACCGCACUAUAUCACUAUCGAGAAUGGGCGUAAAGUGGGACGUUGCAAACAAUGCAAAACAAAGGUAUGCCCGAUGUGCUCCCAGAGGAUGCAUACCACGCGCGAAUGCCCCAAGGACCCGGAAACAAAAGCUUUCAUCGAGACGGCGAAAGAGAAGGGUUGGCAAAGGUGCUAUAGCUGUCACGCUAUGGUCGAGUUGAAAGAAGGCUGCAAUCAUAUGACAUGCCGUUGCACUGCGGAGUUCUGUAUGGUAUGCGGCUUGAAGUGGAAAUCCUGCGACUGUCCUUGGUUCAACUACGACGCUGUUGAUGCACACUUGGGAGAUCCUGUGCGAUAUCAACAAGAAUUGGACAGACGUCGGGAUCAGGUCGACCGCGACGAAGCGCUCGCUCGACGCAUGCAGCAAAUGGGUAUAGCCGGCGAUGGUGACGGCCAAGCUGCGCGCAUGUUUGGAUUGGGGAAUGGAGCGAACCACCACAUGAACCAGAAUUUCAUCCAGCAAGCGCGUGAAGCUUUGACGGCAAAUUACGCACAAGCGGGCCAGGCCGCUAUGGGCCUUUUGAACGGUUUCGUCAGGGGUCGAGAGAACCCCCUGCCUGGCAUGCCAAUGGAGAUGGAGCAGAUGCUGGAAAUGCUUGGCCAAGGAGGCCACAUGCGCGACCCAGCAGAGGGUGCCAACCCAGGGCGAAGGACAGGGCGACGAGCGACAAAUAGACGAAGACAGGCGGGGCUCGACGACGCAGGAGGAUUCCCCGGCCACAUGGCAAGAGGAGAGGAGAGGCGAAUUCAGGAGUGGGCAAAUGACAGGGUUUGAUAUGGCAGGGACUGGUCCGUGUUGAGGUAACGACUAGAUACGACUGGGCUCAUGAAUAUGGUUUUCAAAUGUGGACGGGCAGACGGGGAGAUGGGUGGGCGUUCGAGGUGGUAGUCUUUAGCUUUUGGAUACCCACAGGCAGCGGGAUACGGUGUUGGAAUGUCGACGGCUCCAACGAGAACCGCAUGAAUGCAUUCAGGAUCUAUCAUGAGGUGGUGUAUAUGGAUGGCAGGCCCGACGCUCCUGGGGCUUCAUACAUGCAAACAUAUUAUGUGAUCGAUGUAACUACUUUGACGAGAUGCAAUGACUCCCAGAUUUCAUGGCAAUGCUUGGUUUCUGUGCAAAGAGAACAACUUUUUAUUCG